GACGAGAAAAAGAAGGCGUGCUCCGGAGACGAUUGUCAUGGCAACCCCGAAAUUGACAGGCUGCGGAAAGAGGUCCAAGACACCAAGGAGAUAAACAAGAAGCUGAGGGAUCUGCUGCAGGAGCCUCAGAGUCAGUCUUCAGCAGAGGAGAAACACAAUCACUCCGUGGCUCUGCAGGCUUUGGAGAGACAGGCCAAAGAAGACCUGCUGUCUGAGAGGAACCGAUUACAGACAAUGCACCACCUGGAGCUGGAUAAGCAGCGAGCAGAGUUGACCCAGCAGCACACGGAGUGGAGCAGACAGAUGACCCAGAGACACAUGCAGCAGAUAGAAGACCUGCAGGCUCAGCUACAGGCACACACACAGAUGAUGGCCCUGCAACAGGACCUGAAGCAGCAGAACCAGUACCAGGUGUUCGAGCGGCAGCUGGAUGAGAGUCGCUGUGCCAUGAUGGAGCUGCAGAGAGAAAAUGCCACACUGAAGAAGCAGUUGAAGGAAAAGUCAGUGCAGCUGAAUCCCAAAACGGAGGAGAAAGAGGACGAGCCCGUGGAGCUGCACAAGAAGAAGGACGCCCAGCUGGAGGAGGAGGCGCAGCGUCUGAAGGAGGAGGUGGAGAAACUGCGGGUGGAGAUGGAGAAACUGGAGGAGUCCCAGAAGCACUGGGAGGAGAAGAAAGAGGAGGACGUGAAGGAGGAGGAGGUGGACGAGGAGAAGAAGAAGGAGCGCGAGGAGGAGAAGAGGAGGGAGGAGGUGGAGGAGAUCAGGAGGGAGCACAAGAAGGAGAUGCAGAGUCUGGUGUCGGAGUACAGCAGCGCGCAGACGCACCUGCAGGCUCGCAUCGUGGCCUUGGAGAAUGAGCUGCGCGAGCGGGAGGAGCGCUGCAGGAGGAGGGAGCCCCGCUGUGACGAUCUGCAGCUGGGGAGGCUUCAGGAGAGGCUGACGGAGAGGGACCAGCUCAUCAAACGACUAGUGGAAGAGAGGCAUCAGCUGCAGCUCCACCCUCCUGUUGCCGGGGACAACAGCACCCUCAGGCAUCGUGACAGCAAGUCCCGCCCGGGGAGCGCCACGCCAACCAUGAGGAAGAAGCGUGCUGAGUCUCCCCCUCGGGUGACCAGCGCCUCCAGCGCCGCAGCUUACGACAGGAGCAUCUUCCUCCCCCAGUCCUCCUCGUCGUCUUCCUCCUCCUCUGUCCAUCAGCACUCCUCCUCCACCCUCCCUCACCAGUCCUCCUCCCACCCUCAGACCUCCCCCCACUACUCCUCCUCCUCUCUUCCACACAAGCACACCUCCCUCUCCCUCAGCCAACAGUCCUCCCCCACCCUCCCUCGCUCCACCCGAUCCCGGACGUCCUGCAUCCCUCCCACCCCGGCGCCCACCGCCCCGCUCCCCGUCUGCCCCUCGGCGCAGACGGGCAUCCGCUACGUGUCGCCGUCUUGCCAGCCCAUUCAGUCAGGGGCCCGUACCUGGAGCAGAGAGGGACAGAGGGUCUGAAGCAGGAGUGGUUCACAAAAUACUUCUCCUUUUAAGCACAAAAACACCCAUAAACACACACACACCUACACACACACACAGCAACUGCAAGUACAUUUCUUCAUAUACAGUUCAUCGCUUCUUAUACACAUCUGUUUGCUUCCAACACACACACACAGGAACAUACACACAUCAACACACACAUGGGCUCAUCACCAGCAAGGCCAUCUCAAACAUUGCCUCAAAGCUCAACCAAAAAGUGCUUCUCGAACACAUGCCUGACCUCGUCUCAGAACAAAGGUCUGCCGGAUCUUGUUUGUAUAGUUUGGAAUGUCUCCGUAUCUUUCUUCUUUUUUUUUUUUUAAACGCAGUCUUCCUUUUAAAAACAACAAAAAAAACAAACAAACAAAAAAAAAAUGCAACCUCUGCUCCAAUCUCAUCCCACGUUCAGUCCGGGCAAAAUGUACAUUUUUAUUACGAUGAACAAAGCGUCUCUUUGAGUAUGGAAGCAUCCGACGUAUUCAACCAAGAUCCUCGUCAAAAACAAACCGGACACACACGACUCUCACCAUACCAAAAUGAAGCUUGUUCCAAUGCAAAAAUGUAUGAUACUCUUAAUGAACAAAUUGAAUAAAAGUAUUUUGUUUUUG
Molecule: messenger RNA, 2120 nt
Organism: Labrus bergylta (ballan wrasse)
Lineage: Eukaryota; Metazoa; Chordata; Actinopteri; Labriformes; Labridae
Source: RefSeq, a predicted model, not a curated record